AUGGCCGCAAGUGGCCCAAAUGGCCGAAAUUCCAACCUGACCUUCUAUCCCGCAUACUGCUUUAAGGCCUCGCCUACCUACUUUGCGUGGGUUAAGCUCACAGCCUUCGACAUUCACAAUAUACUUCAUAUCAAUUCAGCAUUUCAAGGACAGAAUUUGUACUUCUAUUUGAACCAUCCCAUACAAUUUGUGUAUCUGGUCGGAGUGGUGGUGUCGUACGAGGACUUUCAUGAAAAGAGAUGGCUCUUGAUCAUCGAUGACAGUAGUGGGGCUACGAUCGAGGUCUCAUGUCCAAAGCCAGAAGAAACAGCAGACAAAAAUCCUGACCAGGCUUCGAAGGAGGGGUCAGAACUCGAUGGGAUUAGAUUGGCGGAGGUGCAAGCCCGUGCUAAUACAAUAGCCUCCAUCGACGUGGGAAGCGUCAUCAGUGUCAGAGGAAAGGUCGGCACUUUUCGCGAUACUCGACAGAUACACCUUGAACGGGUCGCCAUUAUUCCGGACACAAAUGCCGAGCUGCGAUUCGUCGAGCAGCGGACUAAGUUAAAGGUGGAAGUCCUAUCGAAGCCAUGGAUUGUGUCAUCCAGGGAGCAGAGUCGGUUGCUGAAAGUAGCUGAAGGUCGACGCAAUACCGACAAAGCACAGAUUCGCAAAUGCAAGGAGCGGGAAACUGCACGACAAGCCAGGGAGAUCAGACAUGCGGAGAGGAUUGCCAAAAAGUACGAGGAAGACGAGGUGAAACGGGCAGCAGCUGCCGAGAUAGCUCGUAGGGCUGGAGAAAUGUUCAUGGACCAUAAUUCGAGGAAGAAAGUCAAGUCAGCGGUUGACACAAGCGCAAUGAAGGAGCCAAGAAAGUUAUAA
Molecule: messenger RNA, 858 nt
Organism: Endocarpon pusillum Z07020
Lineage: Eukaryota; Fungi; Ascomycota; Eurotiomycetes; Verrucariales; Verrucariaceae
Exons: 1
Coding region: 1-858 (285 amino acids)
Biological process (GO): nucleotide-excision repair; DNA replication; double-strand break repair via homologous recombination
Cellular component (GO): site of double-strand break; DNA replication factor A complex; chromosome, telomeric region
Source: RefSeq, a predicted model, not a curated record